Messenger RNA from Prunus armeniaca (apricot), 372 nucleotides. The record is from the annotation of a GenBank genome assembly. Lineage: Eukaryota; Viridiplantae; Streptophyta; Magnoliopsida; Rosales; Rosaceae.
AUGGCAUAUGAGCACCAACCGAAGACAUCGACAAUCAGGGGCAGAGAUUUUGAAUCAACUCUAAAAUUCCAGAGUAUAGUCAAAUCUUCAAGUACAGGGCACUUAGAAAAAAGUUUCUCCAUUGAGACACCAUCUCCCCCAUCAAAUCUAACACAGAGAAAACUUGAGAGACUUCUCAGCGGGGAAGCGAUGAUGCCUUCACCACAAGAUCUUGAGCGCUUCAGCUUAUGGCUUGCUUCUUUAUCAAACCGACGUCCUCAUGAAAGGUUGGAUCUGCUACGCUUGCGAGCUACAAGGGAGAAUACAGCAUGGACUAAUAUAUCUCAUAGCAGAAGAGCAGGGUUGUCAAGUGCAAUGAGAAAAAGGCAGUAA